Molecule: messenger RNA, 4408 nt
Organism: Haplochromis burtoni (Burton's mouthbrooder)
Lineage: Eukaryota; Metazoa; Chordata; Actinopteri; Cichliformes; Cichlidae
Product: troponin I, slow skeletal muscle
Exons: 8
Coding region: 1593-2132 (179 amino acids)
Biological process (GO): muscle contraction
Cellular component (GO): troponin complex
Source: RefSeq, a predicted model, not a curated record
AGGGAAAGCAGUUUGUACAAUUUUAAUUGGCUUGAAAGUAGAUGUGGUACUGACCAAAUAUUGACCUUUAAUCUUAAACACAACCUGAACACUCUUGGUAAUUUCUUUAAGUAGUCUCCAGGAAUAGUUUUACAGAUUUCUUAAAGGGCAUUUAAAUCUCUGUUUUCGAUGUUGGCUGCCUUUCAUUCCACUCUCUGUUAAGAUGAUCCCAGACUACUUCAACACUGUUGAUGUCCAGGCUCUGGGGAGGCCAGCUCGUGACUCCACUGUGUGUUUUUCUAUCCAGGUAUGCUUUUACUGCAUUGGUAGUGUGUUGGGGAUCACUGAAAUGAAGCGUUGCCUCAAAUGCUUUCUACGUGGUAUUGCAUGGUAGGUAAAUCUGAUGGUACUUUUCUGUUUUCAUGACUCCAUCAAUUUUUAAAGCUCUCUAACACCACUGCCUUAAAUGCGUCCCCAAACCAUGACAGAGCCUCCAUCGUAUUUUACAGAUGGCUGUACACACUUAUUGGUUUACCUCUCUCCUGACCUCCUCUGUACAUACUGAUGAUGAUUUGAACCAAAAAUUUCAAAUGUGGAUUCGUGAGAGUUUUCGUUGAUUUUCAAUCCAGUUCUGGUGCAGUUUGGCCUCAGCCUUUUCUUCUGUUUCACUUCCUUAAGAAUUGCUUUUUGACAGCCACCCUUCAACUGAUGCACUUUCUCAUGAGACCUCAGUGAACAGCUGAUGUACCAACUUAAGGGCCAGACGUAUCUCUCUGGUCCUGUGUCAGGUCUUUGUCGGAUUGUUUUCUAUUUCAUAAGGACAUGACUUUCAGGUACUGUUCAUCUACUGUUUUUAAGACUGCCACUCCUUAUUUUGUUCUCUACAUGUCCAAUUUCCUUUUUAUUUGUAAUGCACACUGCACAUCAUGCUGGGAUUUAACAAGUUUUCAGCUAAUACUUUUUGGGAAUCACUUUGCUGGUGCAAAAAUACUACAACACCUGUGAAAUGCGUUAUGUUUUGUAGGUUUUGUAGAUUCAACUAAAGAAAUGUGAGCAGAUCAUCUGCUAAGCAGCCUGUCAUCUGUAGACACAGCGUUGGUUCAUUCCUUGAGUUAAUUACCUGGUAUAUACUUGAAUCAUUAAUGAUUAUCAAAGAAAUUAACAAACAAACAUUCUUCUGAAAAUGGCCACGACUGAGAAUGAGGGAAAAAGCAGCCAAUAUUCAAAGAAACACUUUGACAAACAGACCUUCAGAAAGCUCAGAGAACUACUGCGUAAGACCACUUUUGAAAACAUUACAAAAAGAUCAGGCUUCUUUAAGCAAAAUGCAAAAAAACGAGAGGUGGCUCAAGAUAAGCGCACAGUGUAGAUUAACAAGUAUUCAUCAGUGAUAAUGGCUCAGUGUUGACAUAUUUCUACUGCUGGGGGAUAGAAGUGUAGUGAUAUGCAAUAUACUGGCUGUCAGGAUAGAGGAGGCUAUUUUGGGUUGGCCACUCAGAGAAGGCAAUAGGAGUCAUUAAAUUUGACUUGAGUUUUCUUGCAGUCAUUUAAAGACAGAGACUGAUCACACCAACUGGGUGUUCUGCAGAGAUUAAAAAAGACAAAAGUCAACCAUGGCUGAAGCAUCUAGAAAAUCAAAGAUUUCUGCAGCCCGCAGACUUGCCCUUAAGACCAAGCUGCUGAAAACAGCAACUGUGAUGUUGGAGGAUGAAAAGGAGCAAAAGAAGCUGAAGAGAGAGACGACUUUGAGGGAGAGAGUCCCUCCACUUCAGCUGUCUGGUUUGUCUCUGCAGGACCUUCAGGCUCUGUGCAAAGAACUGCACCAAAAGAUUGAUGUGGUAGAUGAAGAACGGUAUGAUACUGAAGUGAAAGUUGCCAAAAACAACAAGGAGAUUGAAAAUCUUUCUCAAAAGGUCUUUGACUUAAAAGGAAAGAUGAAGCGGCCUGCUCUCAAGAGGGUGAAGAUCUCAGCUGACGCCAUGUUGGGUGCUCUGCUGGGAUCCAAGGUCAAAGAGUCUGUGGACUUUAAGGCAAACCUGAAGACAGUGAAGAAAGAGGAGGAGAAGAAAGAGGAGGUGACUGAUUGGCGUAAGAAUGUGGAGGCCAUGUCUGGUAUGGAGGGCAGGAAGAAGCUGUUUGAUGCCGGACAAUAGAUUCACGUUUUGGACAGCACUUAAAAUAAAAUCUUAAUGUCACGGUGCACAAUGAGUAACUACAAAGUGUAUGUUUUAGUGUCAGUGUGUUAAAAGACUUGCAAAAAUAUUAAUUGGAGUGAAAAAGUAUGUUUUGUAAAUACACAAAUUGCACUUUGUUGAAGUUUUAUCUGGUUUGUAUGUUCACCACAGUCAGAAAACAGCAGAAUUUGCUUUAAUUCUUUAUCUUAAAAUGUCUGCAAAAUACUAUCAUCAUCAUAAUAACAACAACAAUAAUUAUAAUAACAAUAAACUUCUGAUGCAGAAACCUGCCACUGUACUUUUUCUUUUACAUCUUUUACAUACUUUUUUUUAAAGCCACAGAAGUUGUUAUAGCACAUACCCUUGCCACACAUCAGCACCUGCAGAGUUGGGGGGAAAAGAGUCUGUUAACUGAGUGAGAAAUUGGAGUAAAGCUGUUUUCAUUCCGAUUUUUAACUAUUUCAUUCAAAUAUUACAAAAAAAAUGAUUUGCAAGAUGAAAAAACACGCAGGGUUGCAAUUUUCCCUAACUCGACAGAAAUUUAAUGUAGCAAAUGCAGUACGAUUGUAGAUUAGGUGGUGCACGAUGGCAAAGAUACAUAAAACAUAUUAAAUAAAAACUCAAAAAGACAGUGGGAGGAUUAUUAUUAUAAACCUCAAUAAAAAAUCUAACAAAAAUGUCGUUUUAAUUCUCACUUUCUACAACUAAUGCACUGAGAACCUAAAAUGAGGACAGGGAAAUUUUGUGAUUAUGGAAAGUAAAUAAACAUUUUAAGUGUGGUGAAGAUCGCAGCAAUUCAUGCGACCAGCACACUGUCUGCUAGCCUGAUAUUCACAUCAUUAGAAAGUGGAAGUAAAUGUAAAUGUAGAGGUUUUUGUUCUGGUCGGCCAGGCAGAGAGAGUUUACAGAAAAUAUCCCACUGAUCAGAUUAUAUGAAGUGCAGAAUGAAGGAUUUUGGAGCUUUUUCUGUGCUAAGGACCACUUUGAACUUUAGUGUACCACUCUCAACGUUACUGUACCACUAAAUCAGUGAGAUACUACUUCAAAACAAAUAUUAAGAGUCUAAAUAUAGCAUUUAACUAUCUCAGACUUGCACUUCAGCAUUCUUAUUUAAUUGUUUGCUGUCUACCAAUCCUUGUGUGAGGAUGUGAAUGGCAGCCUUUUGAGUGAACAUAACUCCCGGUUACAACACUGACGCAAACUGAACUCUACACUGGCUCAGUUUACCACCACCCCUGACGAGCACCUGUCCUCAUUUCUCUAUUCCCCUAAAUAAAUCAGGACAAACCUUUGGUGUUGUUCUAACUCCAAGCUGUUCCUGUAAUGUGCUAUCACAACUUGCAGAUGAUGUGCACUAAAUAUACUAUUUCUGACUUUUUGCAAUGAGAUUUUAAAACCCUAAUAAAGCAAUUAUGAUGUGUAUCAGCUGUGCCCACUAGAAACUACGCUGUAGGAAAGUAUUUUUGAUAGUGGCACUAUAGAUGGACACGUUAGUUUGAUAAAUAAAGCUGCAGAGCAAAUACAUGACAACAUUCUUAGUUGAUUUCUCCCUGCUGUUUGACUUCUUAACAGCUGGAUCUGAUCUGACUCUGGUAUAAUGUGAAUGUGACUGACCUGACAUAAGUUUAAUAACUUCUUUAAAUACUUCCUGUCACAUCCACUAACAGGUGGACACCCAAAAUUCUGAGCCAAGAAAUUAAGUUUAACUGUCUUCUAUUCGAAAAUUGUACUGAUGCAUUGCACAACAUUAAAUUCUUCUCUUGGUGAACAAACAGUAGCAGCAGCACAGACAAGACUCUAUUUUAGACACUCGUUCAGUAGUUAGUCGUUAGUACAACACUAUAAAAUGGAUUGACUGCCUGUCAAAUAGUCAUUAGUGCUUGUCUGUCUUACUCACUGACUCAUGCAUGCAGUUUUGAGGUGCAUCUAAGCGAACUGUCUGGCAUCAUAGGGACAGAUUCCUGAUCAAUAUCCAGUGCAGUGGAUACACAGUUAUUGCUACUACUGUCACUAACAUAGAGCACUGUCUUGUCCUUCCAUAAUGUUAUCCACUAAGAGCAAAUUAAACACUGUUGUCUUCCAUGUAUGUCGAUCCACCUCUAUAUUACAACAGAGAAACUGAAUAAUAAAAAGCUUUGAGUAAAAUGCUCAAAUUCAUUGAUCUGCUUUAACAGGACAAUUAAUGUGUGGGGUGGGUAUAUAAACAUCAUAUCACCAAUACUCAGCAUACAGCCCAGCUGUGCUAAACAUGCAGA